Messenger RNA from Eucalyptus grandis, 1851 nucleotides. RefSeq names its product polygalacturonase QRT3. The record is from RefSeq and is a predicted model, not a curated record. Lineage: Eukaryota; Viridiplantae; Streptophyta; Magnoliopsida; Myrtales; Myrtaceae. Bases 143 to 1660 code for a protein of 505 amino acids. Gene Ontology annotation, molecular function: polygalacturonase activity. The transcript has 3 exons.
AGAGGAGCACAGAGACCAAGUCCACUAUAGAGAUCGAAACGACUAUAAACAGUUGAAGGAGAAUCUCUCUCUCUCUCUCUCUCUCUCUCUCUGUCUCUCUGAGUUGCAGGACAAAAGCCAGUCCACAUUUGGUACCCAUCUGAUGGACACCCUCCUCGGUUGGAGUUGCGAAAGCAAGCAGAUGAAACUUUUGUCAGCAGCAUUGUUGUGCUUGUUUCUCAUUCUCAUGGUUGAAGAAGCAUCUUGUUCCAUGAGACUCCUCAAGCUGUCAGAGUUCCAUGCGAAGCUCCAUCAGAGAGUGGUCUACGGUCCCAAGGGAGACCUCGCUGCACCGGUUGCCCCACCCGGUCCGGAUGGUGCCAAGAAGAUGGGGAGGGUGUUCUAUCCAGUGGGAUAUGGGGGUGAUCCGACAGGGACACAAGAGAGCAGUGAGGCCAUCCUAAGUGCUCUGUCUGAUGCAUUCCGAGUUCAAACUAAGCAGCAAAUGCUGCCUGGAGUGUCUGACUUGGGUGGUGUGAUCCUUGAUCUGCAAGGUGGAACAUUCCUGGUCUCCAAGCCCAUUAGGUUUCCUGCUUCUGGUGGAGGCAAUGUCGUGAUACAAGGGGGCACGCUGCGUGCAUCAGAAACAUUUCCGAACGACCGGCAUCUCGUUGAGCUCUGGUCCCCAAAUUCUCCGGGUGCCGAUGAUCAAUCGACAUCUUACCCCAAGAAGGUCCAGAAUGACAGAAUCUACUACGAGGACAUAACUUUCAGAGACAUCCUCUUCGAUUCUAGUUUCCAAGGAGGAGGAAUUUAUGUGGUUGAAUCGGCGAGAAUUCGCGUAGCGGACUGUUUCUUUCUUCAUUUCACCACAGAGGGAAUCCUAGUGAAGAGAGGUCACGAGACUUUGAUAUCGGGAUGCUUCCUAGGACAGCAUUCGACAGUCGGUGGGGAUCCAGGAGAAAGAAACUUCACAGGCACAGCCAUUGAUCUUCAGAGCAACGACAACGCAAUUACUGAUGUCGUCAUCUUCUCCGCUGCUGUGGGAAUUGUUCUGAGAGGUCAGGCCAACAUGGUCACUGGAGUACAUUGUUACAACAAGGCCACGUACUUUGGUGGGAUUGGAAUACUGCUAAAACUAGCUGAACUAUCGCAAACCAGAUUAGACAAUUGCUACAUGGAUUUCACAGGCAUAGUCAUGGAAGACCCCGUUCAGGUACACAUUACCAACGGAUUCUUCCUAGGAGACGCUAAUAUAGUAUUGAAGUCGAUAAAGGGUCAAGUCUCGGGGUUGAAUGUAGUGAACAAUAUGUUCAAUGGCGAUCCGCGACACAUGACUCCAAUAGUAGCCUUGGAUGGCCAAUUCCCUAAUGUCAACCAAGUGGUGGUCGACAGCAACAAUGCGAUCGGAAUGAGCUUAAGAUCGACAGUAGGCAAACUGACGGUGAAGGGUAAUGGGACCAAAUGGAUUGCUGAUUUUUCAUCUAUAUUGCUCUUCCCGAACCAGAUAAAUCACUUUCAGUACUCCUUUUAUGCUCAAGGAGAGGUUGGGUUCCUCAAGCACGCAGUAACUAAUGUAUCAAAUAACGUGGUGGUCGUCGAGAGUGAGAAAGCAGUAAAUGCCGUAGUUUCCGUUGUCGUCGACCAGUACAGCAUGACCGGAGAAGUUAUCCAGUUCUAGAAUAGGGGAGAGUGACGUAGUUCCACUCUGAUUUCUUCUCCUCUCAUUUAUAGUGCUGGGGUUCAUCUAUGAAGUGCCUCUGAGAUACGAGGGGAGUUCUAUUGUGAUUUGAGAAUGUAAUGUAAUACCCUCCUAGCAUUAAAUUUUUUCAACCCUUGGCAAUAUAGUUUGCAAGGAAUGUUUUGAGUUUC